Messenger RNA from Penicillium odoratum, 234 nucleotides. RefSeq lists its product as uncharacterized. The record is from RefSeq and is a predicted model, not a curated record. Bases 1 to 234 code for a protein of 77 amino acids. The transcript has a single exon. NCBI's taxonomy places the organism in Eukaryota, Fungi, Ascomycota, Eurotiomycetes, Eurotiales, Aspergillaceae.
AUGGUACAGGACCCUAGUCGUGCCCCUGUGAUGAUUCUCAGUAUGCUGCUGGGCUUCGACACUGGUGCAGCAUUUGGUGAAAUCAGUGAUGAAUCAUUGGGAGCCUUGGAAUACGAUUCUCUCGCUGCCUCUCGGCGCGGUAUGACAAUCGAUGAGAUAAAGGGAUUUGGACGUGUGUUUGAAGCGAAGAUGAAUCAAGUCGAUUCUAUUGUUAGCAAGUCCUUGAGACGUUGA